Molecule: messenger RNA, 879 nt
Organism: Monosiga brevicollis MX1
Lineage: Eukaryota; Choanoflagellata; Craspedida; Salpingoecidae
Exons: 4
Coding region: 1-879 (292 amino acids)
Biological process (GO): transmembrane transport
Cellular component (GO): plasma membrane
Molecular function (GO): water channel activity
Source: RefSeq, a predicted model, not a curated record
AUGGGCAAGACGGCGCAUUUGUGGCCCUAUCUGGGCUGGGCUGAGCUGUUUUCCCUCCGCACGUGGCGGGCUUCGCUGGCUGAAUGUCUGGUGACCUUUCUCUUCGUCUUUGUCAGUUGUGGUGCGGUGGUUGCGACGGGCAUGGUGGAGGAUGCCGCGAUGGACGCCUCCCGCCUGUUGACCAUUGCAAUGGCUCAUGGCUUGGGCAUUGCCGUGCUGGCCGCCUCCACGUCGGCCAUCUCCGGUGGCCACAUCAAUCCCGCCGUCUCCUUUGCCUUUGCUCUCACUGGCACCAUCUCCAUCGUGCGCUUUGUGCUCUACACCCUCUUUCAGCUCUUGGGCGCCGUUCUUGGAGCUGCCCUCUUGUACGCCGCUGUGCCACCAGCGGUUCGGGGUAAUCUCGGUGCCCACACCCUCGGCCCCGAUGUAUCUGCCGCUCAAGGUUUUCUCAUCGAGGUGAUGUUGACCUUUGUGCUAAUGUUUGUCAUUUUUGCCAACGCCGCGGACCCCAAGGGCAACGGCACCUUGGCCCCCCUUCUGAUUGGCCUCACCGUGGUCGUGGACAUUUGCAUCGGUGCCCCCCUCACGGGCGCGUCCAUGAACCCCGCUCGAUCCUUUGGCCCAGCCCUGGUGAUGAACACGGCCUGGAAGCAUCACAUCAUCUAUUGGUUUGGCCCCCUUCUGGGCGCUGGCUUUGCCGCAGUGUGGUACCGGCACAUGUUUUUCAACCCCAAGCAGAAAGAAGGCAGUGAAGGUGGUGGUCUCGAUGAGAUUACACCCUCCCGCCUGCUUGUGGAGAUCAAGAGUCUUCUCUCCGACCACGGCAACGCCCGCAACUACGAGGUCAACAACGAGCACCAGCCUCUGUUGGACCACUGA